This is a messenger RNA of Rhododendron vialii, 2479 nucleotides long. Its product is annotated as protein FAR1-RELATED SEQUENCE 5-like. The transcript is spliced from 2 exons. Gene Ontology annotation, molecular function: nucleic acid binding; zinc ion binding. The record is from RefSeq and is a predicted model, not a curated record. The coding region runs from base 9 to 2438 and encodes 809 amino acids. Lineage: Eukaryota; Viridiplantae; Streptophyta; Magnoliopsida; Ericales; Ericaceae.
UCUAAGAGAUGGAUGACAAUGUUCAGGGGACUGGAAAGAAUGUAGUGAUUGACAUUUGUGACGACUCUAGCAAUGAUGGCGAAAAUGACGAAAAACGGUUGGAUGAAUUAACGGAAGAAGAAGUUUAUCAAAUGACAUUUGACAUGCAUGAGGAUGGAGAAACAUUCUAUAAUGCAUAUGCCAAAGUGAACGGCUUUAGUAUUCGGAACUAUAAUAUGCAUAAGGACAAUGUUGGUAUCGUGAAGUCAAGAAAGUGGGUAUGCUCGAAAGAAGGAUAUAGAGACACUAAACACUUGGAGAGAGAAGAUCGAAUAAGAGGGCCGCAGGCACUUACUAGAGUUGGAUGUCCUGCUGUAUUUAGUGUCACAUUGGAGAGAAGUUCUGGCAAGUACUUGGUUAAUAACUUUGUGAGCUUCCACAACCAUCCCUUGAUAGGGCCUCGUGGUAUCCCUUUUCUUCGCUCUCACCGGAAGGUUAGUAGUUCUGAUAAAGCCUCGGCCAAUACUAUGCAUAAAGUUGGUAUUAAAACAAGUCACAUAAUGGAUUUUGCGGCACAACAAUCCGGUGGAUAUGAGUCUGUCGGAUACACGCAAAAAGAUCUUUACAAUCAUUUUACAGCUCAGCGCAAUAUAGAGGUUGCAGAUGGUGAUGCAGAAGGUGCCUUAGCCUACUUGUGUGCGAAAGCCGAAAAUGACCCCUUAUUCUAUUAUAAAUAUGACGUGGAUGAGCAAAAUCGGCUAAAUAAUCUGUUUUGGAGAGAUGUAACAUGUAGGAUAGAUUAUAUGUGUUUUGGAGAUGUGCUAAUAUUUGAUGCGACUUAUCGGUCGAAUGCGUAUCGGAAGCCAUUGGUGAUACUAGCUGGAGUUAAUAGUCACUUUCAAACAACAAUUUUUGGUUGUGCAUUGUUGACUACUGAGACUGUUGAGGCUUAUACAUGGGUGUUGGAAAGAUUUCUUGAUUCCAUGGACCACAAGAAGCCUGUGUCCGUGAUGACCGAUGGGGAUAAGGCUAUGCGGAGAGCAAUAAAAACUGUGUUACCUAAUGUUAAUCAUCGUUUAUGCAAAUGGCAUCUUAAAAAAAAUGCUGUCAGUAAUGUCCAUGUUCCCGGAUUCUUAGCUGACUUUGAGAAAUGCAUGUCAUUGUCAACUGAAGAAGAGUUUGAAGUUGCAUGGAAGAAUCUUUUGGAUGACUAUAGCCUUCACCAAAGCCAGUGGGCGGUAGAUGUUUAUAAAAAGAAGACCUUAUGGGCAGAGGCAUACCUGCGAGGUAUUUUUUUUGCGGGUGCAAAAAGCACACAACGUGUUGAGGGAAUGAAUGCAUACAUGAAUCGAUUCUUAAAACUACGUCUCAAGCUUUUUGAAUUCGUACAAGCGUUUGAUAGGGCUCUUGCAAAACUUCGUCAUAACGAGGCUAAGGGACAAGUUGAAAGUGUGAAUAGUACUCCGGUUCUUUCUACAUGCAUGAAACGAAUUGAAAAACAUGCGGCUGAUACAUAUACUCGGGGCAUAUUUAACAAGUUUCUCAAAGAAAUUAAGAAAGAGCAAUCAUUGUUUAAGGUGGAUAAAGUUGAGUUUGAAGAUUUUCGGAUUUACUACUUAUCUCGAUACCAACAGCCGGACGCCACGUGGAGUGUCAACUAUCAGCCGAAUGAUGGCAUCAUGAAAUGCUCUUGCUUGAAAUUUGAGUCAAUUGGGUUUCCAUGUCAGCAUAUGAUCUCAGUAAUGAAAAUGGAGCAUAUGAGAGAAAUUCCCUCUUGUUUGAUCUUACAAAGGUGGACAAAAACGGCGAAAUCCUUCCCUCUACAUGGCAGCACACCAAUGCCAGAAUGGGUCACGCAAACGACAAGGUUUGGGGCAUUGUCAAGCGCAUGUGUCGAAAUGUGUUAUUAUGCUUCUCACAUAACGAAGGGAUAUAAUGAGAUCAAAGAAGAAAUCACCAAGUUAACAUCCAGAAUGAGGGAGCUCUAUGUGUUACAUGUUGAGGAGGAGAAAAGAAAUAUGAGACAAAACGACAAUGUUGAGGGGACAUCUAUGCAUUUUGGUGUUGGCGACCCAGUCAUUAUCAAAGGUAAAGGGACCCAUAAUUUGGCCAAGGACUUCAUCCCGAAAAUAAGAAAAUGUGGCAAUUGUAGAGAACCUGGUCACAUAAGAACCAAAUGCCCCAAAUUAGUGCAUGGAGAUAAUGUGGGAAACAUGAAUGAGGAUGAAGACACAUAUGAAUCAGAUGUGAGCGUUAUUCACCAACAAUCAUUUACCGGGCGAGACUCAUCGAUAUAUCACCCAUCGUUUAUUCACACUGAUUACACAACCAAUGGUUGUGAAUCCAGUGUCAACCCUAAUUUGACUGCUAACUGGUCAAGAAAUUCCGAGAGUGUUCAAGCUCAGUUCUAUGGCAGCAACGUUGGAGGAUGGGAAGAUGAUUUCGGACAAGAUUUGUGAAGGAUAAAUGUAACCUUUAUUUGUAGUAAGGCAUUGAGUAG